CCCCUCCGAAGCUGCCCCAAAGCCGGACGUGGCUCCAACGGACUUUCCCCAGCCGGCGCCGAGUUCUAAUCCUGCUGGCUCUGAGCUUCGUCCUCACCAUCGCGGUGAUGGUCUUCGGAGUCAAAGGACAUUUUUACAACAUGGAGUUGAAGGAGACGCAGGAGAGCCUGAAGAGCCUCAAUGAAACAGUCGGGACGCAGUUUGCCAAGCUUCUGAGGAAGGAGGACGACGCGGAGAGAGAACUGAAGGAGACGGAAGUGAAAGUGAAGCAGUUGACGGAGGAGUCCAACAGAG
Thamnophis sirtalis is the source of this 294-nucleotide messenger RNA. NCBI's taxonomy places the organism in Eukaryota, Metazoa, Chordata, Lepidosauria, Squamata, Natricidae. The record is from RefSeq and is a predicted model, not a curated record.